This is a messenger RNA of Tinamus guttatus (white-throated tinamou), 1938 nucleotides long. NCBI's taxonomy places the organism in Eukaryota, Metazoa, Chordata, Aves, Tinamiformes, Tinamidae. The record is from RefSeq and is a predicted model, not a curated record.
AUGGCGUGGCUGCUCACCUUAUUCCUGCCCGCAGGUGACGAGGUCUGGAGAUGCCUGGGAUGUGGGGACAGCAUCGCUGCUGGUCAGCGUGUCUACAGGACUGUUAACGAAGCUUGGCACAGUUCCUGCUUUCGGUGCUCUGAAUGUCAGGAUCCCCUCACUAACUGGUACUACGAGAAAGAUGGGAAGCUCUACUGCCACAAGGACUACUGGGGGAAGUUUGGGGAGUCUUGCCAUGGCUGCUCUCUGCUGAUGACUGGCCCUGUGAUGGUGGCAGGAGAAUACAAGUAUCAUCCCGAGUGCUUUGCUUGUAUGAGCUGCAAAGUGAUCAUUGAAGAUGGGGACACUUAUGCCCUGGUGCAACAUUCCAGUCUCUACUGUGGAAAAUGCCAUAACCAGAUUGUGCUGACACCGAUGAUAGAAAAACACUCGACUGAGUCUCUGCGUGAGCAGCUGCCCUAUACGCUGACCCUCAUCUCCAUGCCGGCAGCCACUGAUGGCAAGAGGGGCUUCUCCGUGUCUGUGGAAGGCGGCUGCUCCAGCUAUGCCACUGGCGUCCAGGUGAAAGAGGUUAACAGGAUGCACAUCAGCCCAGAUGUCCGAAAUGCCAUCCACCCUGCGGAUCGUAUCCUGGAGAUUAACGGAGCCCCUAUUCGGACGUUACAGGUGGAGGAGGUGGAGGACUUGAUUCGCAAGACAAGCCAGACGCUCCAGCUGCUGAUAGAGCACGACCCUGUCUCGCAACGCCUCGACAGGCUCCGUUUGGACUCCCGGCUUCCCGCCCACAUAAAGCCUCCCAUCUCCCCCCACUCCCUCUCUCCACUGGAUAUCAAGGAGAAUCUGGAAGGAACGCUGCGCCGACGCUCCCUCAGGCGAAGUAACAGCAUUUCGAAGUCUCCUGGCCCCAGUUCUCCAAAGGAGCCUCUCCUUCUGAGCCGUGACAUCAGUCGCUCGGAAUCCCUGCGUUCCACCUCUAGCUGCUCGCAGCAGAUCUUCCGGCCCUGCGACCUAAUUCAUGGCGAAGUACUAGGAAAAGGCUUCUUUGGGCAAGCAAUCAAGGUGACUCACAAAGCAACAGGAAAGGUGAUGGUGAUGAAGGAGCUGAUUCGCUGUGAUGAGGAAACACAGAAGACUUUCUUGACAGAGGUGAAAGUGAUGCGCAGCUUGGAUCACCCCAACGUGCUCAAGUUCAUCGGCGUGCUGUACAAGGACAAGAAGCUGAAUCUCCUCACCGAGUACAUCGAGGGGGGCACCCUGAAGGACUUCCUGCGCAAUGCGGACCCGUUUCCCUGGCAGCAGAAGGUCAGCUUUGCCAAAGGAAUCGCCUCUGGAAUGGCCUAUUUGCACUCCAUGUGCAUCAUUCACAGAGACCUGAAUUCACACAAUUGCCUAAUCAAGCUGGAUAAGACGGUGGUGGUGGCUGACUUCGGUCUGUCUCGGCUGAUUGUGGAGGAGAGGAAGAAGCCCACCUUGGAGAAGCCUUCUGCCAAGAAGCGCACGCUGCGCAAGAGCGACAGGAAGAAGCGCUACACGGUGGUUGGGAACCCGUACUGGAUGGCCCCGGAGAUGCUAAACGGACAGAGCUAUGAUGAGACCGUGGAUAUCUUCUCAUUUGGGAUUGUGCUCUGUGAGAUCAUAGGCCAGGUGUAUGCUGACCCGGACUGCCUCCCACGCACACUGGAUUUUGGCCUUAAUGUCAAGUUGUUCUGGGAGAAGUUUGUUUGUCCUCCUGCCUUCUCCCCUUUGGCUGCCAUUUGCUGCAGACUGGAACCAGAGAGCAGACCCACGUUUUCCAAGCUGGAAGAUUGCUUCGAAGCGCUCUCUCUCUUCCUGGGAGAACUGGCUAUCCCCCUGCCAUCGGAGCUGGAAGAGCUGGACCACAAUGUGAGUGUGCAGCAUGGACUGAGCCGCGACAAACUACCUGAAAACGCAACCUAG